GAAUUAGUUAAUAAUAAGUAGUUGACUUAACUAACUAGUGGACUGCACUGCAGUUACUAAGAUUCACUUCUACGAUCACGUGCGGGGAGGACUUCCGCCUUACGGAACACACGAGUCAGUCCUCGGCCCUCACUCAAAGGAACAUCGCCACUGGCAAGAUGUUGCCCUUCGAUUCGGGGCUCUCCGGCGGCAAAACCGUUUGUUCGUCUUUCCCGCCACCGCACGCUCCAGAUCUGAUGCCGAUAGAAUUCCACGGGCGAGUCCGCCGACUCGCCGACUCGACACUCGACGCGAAAAAUCUUUCUCCUCCCCACUCCAUACUACACUCAGUAUGGCCGGCCCACUUCGUCAACCGCCCCGCUGAUUCGCCUAUCCCCCUCGUGGAAGAUGGAAAAUUCGGAUGAAAAAAAAAAAAGAAAAACCCUAAAAAAAAAAAAAAAGAGAGAGGGACAGAGACAGGCAGCGAGGAACGAGGGGAAGGCAAGAAAAAAGAGGAGUAUAUACUUCUAUCCAAUGCUUUCUUAGACUGAUCUUUACUUCAAAGCCGAUCAUCUAUCAACGUUGCAUUCGUCUCAGUUAGUGCCUGAGGAUAGCCGGCCUCCGCUCAACUCAGUCAUUCUUUUUACAUAACAUCUUCCGGUCCUGAGUACAUAAUUGCAUUAUCUCGGUCUCUAUCAUUCGUCACUCGCUCUAUCGCUGGUAUAUCGGCCGUCGAAAGAGGGGACAAUUGCGUUUCCUUGCUAUAAAUCAUCGACCUUGUUUCUCUACUCCACAGGAAAAGUACUUCGGCGGAGCAGUACCUUUUUUCUCCUUUCUAUUUUUUCUUGGCUUUUAUCCAACACUCUAUUUCCAAUCCCUUCUUCCAAAGAGACGGCGAGCGAGAAUCGGAAUCGAGAAAACCCUGGGUGGUGACUCAAGCGUGUUUGGUGGAGCCGCCUUCGCCUUUCCUCACAACCUUGACACAUUUUUUUUCCCUCGGGUUCCCCGACGCCUUUCAUUCACCACGCUUCUUCAUUGAUACCAAUUGGACUGUUGGACGGCCAAGCAUGGCCUCUGAGGACGAGGUCAACAGCACGCCAAAAUUUGCCGGCGACAAGGGCAUGAUGCCCAACGAGGAACCCAUCCAGUUCGAUUCUACCAACGCGUCGCCGGAUUUGCAAGACGUGGACUGCGAGAAACAUGGCGCAAGUCGCGAGUCAAACCCGCUACCUGAUCUGAAGCGGAAGCUGAAGAGCAGGCACUUGCAGAUGAUUGCCAUUGGUGGUACAAUUGGAACAGGUCUAUUCAUCAGCAGUGGUACUGCGAUUGCCAGUGCGGGCCCUGUCGGUGCGCUCAUCGCCUAUCUGUUCGUCGGUUCAAUCGUGUACUCCGUCAUGACCUCGUUGGGAGAGAUUGCAACUUAUAUUCCGAUUCCCGGUGCCUUCACGUCCUAUGCUGCCCGCUUGAUUGACCCCAGUCUGGGGUUUGCCAUGGGCUGGAUCUAUUGGUUCUCUUGGGCCAGCACCUUCGCCCUCGAGUUGACGGCCACGGGUUUGAUUAUACAGUUUUGGGACAAGGACAUCAAUAUCGCUAUCUUCAUCGCCGUCUUCUGGGUCGUCAUCACCCUCUUGAACUUCCUGCCCGUCAGCUUUUACGGAGAGUUGGAAUUUUGGUUUUCCAGCAUCAAAGUACUCACGGUGGUUGGGUUCAUGAUUUUUGCAAUUUGCAUCGAUGCCGGCGCCGGUGGAAGGGAAUAUAUCGGAUUUCGCCACUGGGUCAACCCCGGUCCGUUUUCGCCGUACGAGGGAAUCUCGCCCGAUUCGAAGGCCAAGUUUGUGGGCUUCUGGGCGGUGCUUAUCCAGGCUGGCUUUUCGUACCAAGGGACCGAGUUAGUCGGUAUUGCUGCCGGUGAGACCGAAAACCCCCGCAAGACCGUCCCCUCCGCCAUUCGCAAAACCUUCUACCGUAUCCUAUUCUUCUUCGUCUUGACGAUCUUCUUCAUCGGCCUGCUGGUGCCUUACACCAACCAAGACCUCCUCACCGACGGCAACGAUGCCAAUUCCUCGCCUUUCGUCAUCGCUGCCAGGCUGGCCGGUGUCAAGGUUUUGCCCGACAUUAUCAACGCAGUCUUAUUGACGGUGGUGCUCUCUGCUGCCAACUCAAACGUAUAUAGUGGGAGCCGUAUUCUGAUCGGCUUGGCCCAGGAAGGAUUUGCCCCGCGUUGGUUCAAAAAGACCACAAAGCAAGGCGUGCCGUACUUCGGCGUUGCAUUUACCGCCGCCUUUGGCUUGCUUGGUUUCAUGAACGUCUCCAAUGCUGGCAGCACGGUAUUCAACUGGCUUCUGAAUAUUGCCGGUGUUGCUGGUUUUAUCACUUGGUCAUCGCUUAAUGCCUGCCACCUGGCUUUCAUGCGUGCCUUGAAGGCUCGCAACAUCUCUCGUGAUCUUCUUCCCUAUAAGGCCGUGUGGCAGCCAUGGUAUGCCUGGUAUGGACUUUUCUUCAACAUCCUGAUCAUCUUGACUCAAGGGUUCACCGCCUUCAUCCCAACCUUCAGCGUGACCGACUUCUUCAUUGCCUACCUCAGUCUGAUUCUUUUCGUGGUGCUGUAUGUGGGCCAUAAAAUUGUCUACCGUACUCCUUUCGUGCGUCCUCUUGAGGCCGACAUCGAUACCGGUCGCACCGCACUUGAGAAUGAGUCGUGGGAAACGACCGCACCCACCACGAAGUGGUAUCACCGACUGAAACUCCGGUAGAUAUUCUAUCGCACAUUGCGGGAAAGUGAUCAGGAGCAGAAAAGGGCAUCUCUGCCAUUCAGGGCUGUUCCCGGCGUAGGGUCGAAUAGAGAGUCAUGAAGGGCGUUGUGCCGAAUGGUUGCCUUUUCUUAAAAUCAAUUCUGUAUAUUAUCAAGUGAUUGUUUCUGUUUUGGGCAUUGGCACGGAGUUGGGUGAAAUCGUCGCUUCGAGAUAUUUGCAUUUAUCCCCUGUGUUAUAGUACUGUCUAAUUGAAUAUAUUUCUAUCCUAUUGAGU
This is a messenger RNA of Aspergillus melleus, 3006 nucleotides long. RefSeq names its product putative arginine transporter. Gene Ontology annotation, cellular component: membrane. NCBI's taxonomy places the organism in Eukaryota, Fungi, Ascomycota, Eurotiomycetes, Eurotiales, Aspergillaceae. Gene Ontology annotation, biological process: amino acid transmembrane transport. The record is from RefSeq and is a predicted model, not a curated record. Gene Ontology annotation, molecular function: amino acid transmembrane transporter activity. The transcript has 2 exons. The coding region runs from base 1047 to 2732 and encodes 561 amino acids.